Entamoeba invadens IP1 is the source of this 969-nucleotide messenger RNA. RefSeq names its product zinc-iron transporter, putative. The record is from RefSeq and is a predicted model, not a curated record. The annotation marks the transcript as partial. Gene Ontology annotation, cellular component: plasma membrane. The transcript has a single exon. Lineage: Eukaryota; Evosea; Mastigamoebida; Endamoebidae. Gene Ontology annotation, biological process: zinc ion transmembrane transport. Gene Ontology annotation, molecular function: zinc ion transmembrane transporter activity.
AUGCAUAUGCUUCUGAGGUCUGAGAUGAUGAGAGUCUGGGUAUACUCAAAGGGUUUCUCUGGGAUGUUAUACUGGUGUAACUUUCAUGUCAUCUUCUUUGUCGACAGAGUUAUUGUUGAACAUUCGCACACUUCCUUUGACGAGACUGAUGCUAAUAUCAUGCAAGUUGAGUCGUUGACAAUAGUAGAGUUAGAGGACACAGACAGAUCCGAUAAGACUGAAAAUAGCGAGAAAGUCGAAACCCACACCGUCCACCAUUUGAAUGAAGUCCACGAAUUGCAUACAAAAGAAGAAAAUGAGACAAAAGAGAUAUCAACACCAAACUCGACUAGUCCUCUUUCUAAAGAGAACAAAAGUGAUCAAAACUCAUCCGAGUCUUCUGAAGUAGAAAUGCCUGAAGAUGUCCAAACCACUCGAAAGAAUAAAGGAAAGAACGUUGGACAUUCAAUAUCUAAUUAUAUGAACGUUAUCGUGUUAAUCACUGCUCUUUCAAUACACUCAUUGUUUGAAGGAUUAGGGUUAGGUGCUUCUAAUGACCCAUUGUUGAUAUUUAUUGCUAUUGUAGCACACAAGUGGGCAGACUCUGGAUUAGCUGUCUUAUACUUAAUGCAGAAGAUCCGACGGUGGGUGGUGUGUGUUAUUAUAUUAUUCAUAUUCAGUUUAUUCACGCCAAUUGGUGCAUUGAUAGGGUCCUAUAUCAUCGCUUCGCUUGAAGACGAAAAACAAAGUUGUUUAGUUCAAGGCAUUAUGUGUUGCAUUGCCGCAGGGUCGUUCUUGUUUGUUUCAAUAGUAGAAAUACUCGGAGAAGCAUUUGAGGAACACCACCAUAAUGAAUACGAUUCACAUACACACCACGGAGGAAAGGAAGAGUGCUCAAAGUGUGAAGAUGAAGCUGGAAAGGGGGAUAUUAAAAGUAAAGAACACAGAGACUUUGUGAUUGAUAAGUAUAUCAAAUUUGGACUCGCCUUU